Angiostrongylus costaricensis is the source of this 6216-nucleotide messenger RNA. The record is from the annotation of a GenBank genome assembly. NCBI's taxonomy places the organism in Eukaryota, Metazoa, Nematoda, Chromadorea, Rhabditida, Metastrongylidae.
AUGAUGAAGUAUCCAGGGCAACUCAUCCGGUUAUACUUUUCUCUGACCAUGCCACUGCGACGUGAAUCUUCUCAUAGCGGUCCAGCCGAUGAGCCGUCUACUAGUCGAGAGGCCCCGGCCAACUCUUAUUCACGAGGGGAUGAAAACUACCUUCAAUACAUCAUGCGAUUGUUACGAGCUAGACGAACAUGUCGAGAUUUCAUAGAACAAAGGGAAAAAAUGGGAGCAGGACUCGGAAGUAAUAGAUCGAGAACGUUCGAAAUGAAUAGUCUGUUAGCGGAACUAGAGCAUGGGAUUUCUGAGGAGCUAAUGAAAGCGGAAAUUCCUGGGUCACCUAGUCGUGCAGUAACGCCUUGUUCGAAUUAUCAUGGCCAUGUUGCUGCAUCUCCUACUCGCUUGUCCCCUAUAGAAGUGAAAGUAGAAGAUUCACAAGAACCGACCGACGCUCCACAUUCUCUGUCGACUGUGGGCAAUGCGGAGUCCAAUGUAGAGAAAGCUGCAAAACAGGAAGCACAAGUGAUGAUGCGAAUUGCCGAACUUCGUCGUUCUGGUUUGUGGACGGCGAGUCGUCUUCCACUUUGUGUAGCUCCCCCGCGAAAUAAAACACAUUGGGACUACGUUCUUGAGGAAAUGAAGUGGAUGGCUACGGAUUUCCGGAUGGAACGUCAAUUUAAGCGGAAUGUUGCACGAAAGAUUGCUGCUGCCAUUCAAAAACAGAAAAGAGACGAUGAGAUUGAUCAAGAGCGUGCUCAUCUGCGGUCGAUUAGGGACGGUAAAAGGAUUUGUGCCUCAAUUGCGAAAAUGGUUCGUGAUUUCUGGCAGAGUGUGGAUAAGGUGGUGGAACAUCGAGCACAGGUAUACCGAUGUCGUCUGGUGAUUUAUAAUCCUAAACCUCAAUUAUUUAUCAUUAAGGAGAUACUAGAAUCCAAGAAGCGAAAAGCCCUGGAUGCCCACAUGGCUUUUAUAGUUGGUGAAGCCGACAAACUUAGUUCUAUGGUUCAAGAAGGGUUGGCGCAAGACAAGGGAGCUUCUAGAACACCCUCAUAUACAUCUCGUGAUGAUGAUAAUGUAGAUGCGGAUUUCUGUGUAAGCGAAUCAGAGUCGGAUGACGAAAUAACCAUAGAACGUGAAGAGGCCGCUAUGCAACAACAUGAGAUUGACGAUAUUCGGGAAGAAGUUUCAGCACUUAGUAAGGACGCAGAUCAGGAUAUGGACGACUUCUUAGCUUCGUUACCACCAGAAUACUUGGCAUCAAUUGGUGUGCACUUACCGUCUAUCAGUGCUACCGGUCGAACCGAUAUACCUAUUGAUUCAGGGGGCGAUGAUGAGCACAAAGCUGUAAAAGAUAGUGCUAAUAUUCACAAUGAAAAGGUGGAACGGAACGGUAGUAGUCCAGAGGAAACUAGAGCAAAACGUCCAAAGUUGGAAGAAGCUUCAAGUAACGAUAAUGGUGCUCGUAGAAAAAGCAGUAGAGCGCGUACAUCCACAGCAACUGAAGAAGCAUUGAAAGCGGAAGAAGAUGAAGUGAGCAUCGAUGAAGAGGACUGUACAGUAAUACGUGAUCAAAAUACACAUUUGGAAGGUAACGGUGAUGGCUGUGGUAUGCUGGAAAGUGUUGAUUAUUCCAAACUCAACAGCAUCAAUAGCAACGAGCGCCAACAAGAAUUGGCCAACAUCGCAGAGGCAGCAUUGAAAUUUCAACCGAAGGGUUUCACGUUGGAGACAACACAGAUUAAAACUGCUGUGCCUUUCCUAGUUAGGGGAACAUUGCGGGAAUACCAGAUGGUGGGACUGGACUGGUUGGUCACUCUAUACGAAAAGAACCUAAAUGGAAUUCUUGCUGAUGAAAUGGGUUUGGGAAAAACUAUUCAGACGAUUGCUUUGUUAGCUCAUCUGGCGUGCUGCGAAUCCGUAUGGGGACCGCAUCUGAUUGUUGUACCAACAUCGGUCAUCUUAAAUUGGGAGAUGGAGCUUAAAAAAUGGUGUCCUGCAUUUAAAAUCCUUACCUACUUUGGUUCUCAAAAAGAUCGAGCAGAGAAACGGAGGGUUCGAUAUUUCUUACUUUCUCUGCAGGGUUGGUCAAAACCAAAUGCAUUUCAUGUAUGCGUUACUUCGUACAAGACUGUAACAGCCGACAUUCGUGCAUUCAAAAUGAAGGCUUGGCAGUACCUGAUUUUGGAUGAAGCACAAAAUAUAAAGAAUUGGAAGAGUCAGAGAUGGCAGACACUGCUAAAUGUAAAAGCACGGCGGCGGUUGCUUCUCACAGGUACUCCUCUACAAAAUUCUCUCAUGGAGCUCUGGUCUUUGAUGCAUUUCUUGAUGCCUGCCAUUUUCGCAAGCCAUGACGAUUUCAAGGAUUGGUUUAGCAAUCCGCUCACGGGAAUGAUGGACGGAAGUGUCGAGUACAGCGCGCCACUUGUGCAGCAACUGCAUAAAGUAUUGCGCCCAUUCAUAUUGAGGCGAUUGAAAAGCGAGGUGGAGAAGCAACUUCCGAAGAAAACGGAGCACGUAAUAAAAUGUCCUUUAUCUAAACGACAGAGAUAUCUGUACGAUGACUUCAUGAGCCAAAGAUCGACUCGAGAUAAGUUGAAAUCCGGAAAUAUGCUUUGUGUGCUAAACAUUGUCAUGCAGUUAAGAAAGGUUCAUUUAUUUGUCUUUAAAUUAUUCAGAAUUGUGUUCUUCAAACACUGUUUGCAGUGCUGCAAUCAUCCAAACCUUUUCGAACCGAGAGCCGUCCAGUCACCUUUGUGCCUCCAUAGGUUAGAAUUUCUUCGACCUCGGAUGGUGAUGGACCUUGACGAAAAAGUUUUUGGUCGUGACCUACCAGCGCUUCUUGAUAUACGAAAGCGAUUCACCGGUGUCUGUUCGUCAACAGUCGGGCAACCGCCAACAUUAGAAGAAUUAGAGCAGUCGAUUAACACUCGUCCGCCUAUCAUAUCUGGCUUUCGUCUACAUCGACCUAUCUCUUCAGUAGGAAUUACCACUGAGGCAAACUCAUUAGAAAUUGCGUCUGUUGUUGAUCGAAGUGUCACUGAGGUCCAACGUUCCGGCUUUUCACGAAACGAGAAUGAACUAAUGGCUGAUGGUGAAGAUUGUGAAGGUGUACAUGAAGGUGGUGAAGGAACACCAAUUUCUAUGCACAUGGAGGUAGACGAUGUUCGUUCAGUUGUUGAUUCAGACGAGUUAAAGCCCGAUGACGACACCAAGAUUUGCAAGGUGGUCACUGAAGUGAAUGGCGAAAAAACACUACGAGAGGUAUCUAGUCGUUUGGAACAGUAUUCCAAUGGAGGUAACGCGCCUGUCCCUGUAUCUCAAGUGGCCAAUCCAGCACCUGCUGAAAUUGCUGCAAUGCCAGGUGGAGAGGCCUCAACAGCAGUGAUUAACUUAGAUACAGGUUGUACUUCGAAGCCAGACAGAGUAUUGUACGGACAAAUGCCGAAGAAGUCAAGCAUAAAUGUCCACCCGUUCCUUCGGUGUUCGACAUCUGUAUCAAAAGUUCUCUCCCUGACAGUUUCGACAGUUGCAAGUGGCUUCCACUAUUCCAUGCAAAAUGGUGGCACUCACGAAUGUAAUUAUAUGAGCGAGUCCUUAGUGGAUUUAGUGUCGCGUCUUAGUCCACCCCUGAAAAGACGUCGUGACAUUUCUCCCGAUGUUGAGCUUGUAACUGGCGAAUUUGCCGACCUGGUGCCGCUCGAGUUGAAGAGUAGUCUUGAAGAGGACAUAUUUUUAUUCGGCGGUGACAGCACACUAUUUGAUAUUCGACGGAAGCUUAGUAAUUGGGUCGAGGAUACAAUGAAACGAUUUUGGAUCUGUGUUAAUCCAGCCAUUGUGGAUGCACCAAUUAUGGUCUCAUCAUCGGCAGGCUACGGCUGUCAAUCCCGCUCUGUUAAUGCUUUCCUUGAGGAUGCUUCUAGGAAACUAUUGUCUGCGAUCAAUCCUCUAACACACACAGCACUCGUAUCAGCCAAACUGCACUUUCCUGAACUCCGACUUAUUGAAUACGACUGCGGGAAACUGCAAGCCUUAGCUCGAUUGCUCCGUCGUUUAUACACUCUUAAACAUAGAUGUCUGAUUUUCACUCAAAUGUCGCGCAUGUUGGACGUCUUGCAAGCUUUUCUCUCUUAUCACGGGUAUCAGUACUUCAGAUUGGAUGGAACUACUGGUGUAGAGCAGCGGCAGGCGAUGAUGGAGCGAUUCAAUGCUGACACGAAAAUAUUUUGUUUUAUUCUGUCAACUAGAUCUGGUGGUGUUGGUGUGAACUUGACCGGUGCGGAUACGGUUAUAUUCUAUGAUUCUGACUGGAAUCCAACUAUGGACGCACAAGCUCAAGAUAGAUGUCAUCGAAUUGGGCAAACCCGGAAUGUCACAAUCUUUCGCCUGAUUUCGGAACGAACCAUUGAAGAGAACAUCUUACGCAAGGCUAAUCAAAAACGUCGGUUAGGUGAAAUGGCUAUAGAUGAAGCUGGUUUUACACCUGAAUUUUUUAAGCAGUCGGACAAUAUCCGGUUAGUUUCUCUUUUGGUUGAAUAUGAAUGUUGGUUUAUAUCGGCUUCAUUAUUUAGGGAUCUUUUCGAUGGUGAUGUCGAAAUAGGAGAUGUUAACACAGUUGAUGGACCAAGGAGCCAGAAAGAUGUGGAGAAGGCUAUGGCUUUGCUUGAAGAUGAACAAGAUGUCACAGCAGCACGGCUGGUCAUGGCCGAAAACAGAGCUGACAAGGCUGAAUUUGAUGAAUCAAAGAGUUUGGCAGCUGCUGAGAAUUCAGCCAAAGUCAUUCAGAGCUACUUGGAUAGUGAAGAACCACUUGAUGAGAAAUACAUUGAGCUUAUUGGACAGCUGAAACCAGUCGAACGUUAUGCCGUCAAUUUCCUGGAAGCUGAGUACAAACCAGAUUUCGAUGAAGAAGUACGGGAGGCACAGGCGUUGAUUGAACAGAAAAGAGAAGAAUGGGUUCGAGCUCACAACAAGGCUCUCUGCAAUGGCGAAACAGAUCCUCCUACCGUGGACGGUGAUUCGUUUAGCGUUGAUGACGACUUUUAUGGAGCAGGGAUCCUAUUAGAUGAGGUGCUCGCAUAUGAUCCUGAAUUCCUCAAUGAAAUCAUGCCGCUGAACAUUACGCAGACGUGGGCACCAUUUCCGACGCCACCGUUAUCGGAUUCUGAAAAUGAUGUCUACAUCGACGAUUGCCUCGACCUUCUUUAUGAUCCAGAUUUCAUGACCGAAGACCGUCUUCCACUGGAGAUUCAUGAACUACGCAGUUCACUCGACAAGCCACUAAGCCCACUGAAACGAAGUCCUCCUACACCUAUUCCACCAUCUAAUGCUCAACCGUCGUCGUCAGAUGCAGCUGUGAUGAGCCUUUUGCAAGCAUUUAAUAAUCCAACAUCUUAUACACCUCCACCGCCCUCACAUAGCCCUACUCCUUACUCUCCAGCUGAAUUUGACCAGUACAUGCAGGUUUCUGGCCCAGAUAAUCGGUUAUCGAAGAAAGAAAGGCGAGCACCACCAAGGCAGCUUGAACAGAAAGGGCGGGAAUUGGCGCGACCGAUCUCUCCGCCACCAGCAGUGCGAGAAGAACCGGAUUAUGAUGGACCUGAGUGGUGUAUCAUCGAGGACCAGGCUUUACUCACGGCUAUUCGAAAUGAAGAGAUUAUGUGUCAUAGUUUCGAGCGACUGAAGACAUCACUGCGCUACAACUGGGAGUACGUAUCUGGAUUUGUGAACAGAGUCACGAGAUUUUAUAGAUCUCCACGACAAUGCUCAAUUCGCUACCAGACGGUGGUUCGUCCACGGGAGAGUGGUCAACUGAUGGUCGUUGAUCCGUUAUCAAGAAGACCACGUAAGGUGCCGUUGACGUCCGCUGAAGUUGUGCAUUUGCGAAAAGGUCGGGUUACGACCGAUCUACAAUACAGUCAUGAUGCUGAAAGACUACGAGAAGCUGCGGUACUGGGCAAGCUUCGCCUCGUCGAUUCACUUACAGUUUGUCAGAACGAGUCCAAGGAACUACGACGAUCCAAUGACCCACGACCGCUUGAACUGAGUGGUCGCUUACCACCUGCGCAGGAAAGUCGCCUUUCCUUCCUAGGAGUACGAUACGCAACAGCUCAGUACCCCGAUGAAGUCGUAAACAGUCUGGAAGAGAAACGGAUAGCUCAAGAAGCGGCUAAAAAAAAGUUGGCUGAGCAGCAGGCUAAUAAUGAAAGACCGGUUUGUAACUAA